CUCACCGACCCUCACCGACCCUCAUCGACCAUCACCGACCCUCACCUACCAUCCUCACAACCAUCCUCACAACCAUAACAACAACAAUAACAACAUCAUCGUUUCCUGCUGGUCCGUUUUUACCCUGCUAUACCGCCCCAAUUCAUCCGCAGCCCGCCAAAUCGCCGAAACCACCGUCAACACAUUACCACAUCACCACAUCAAAUCACCACAUCACAACAUCACAACAUCACCACAUCACCACUCAUUACGACGCAUUCCCAUAGUCAGCUUUAUACGGUAAUUCCUCAUCGCCACCGCCGCCCGUUCUAGCGAAAAUCUUCCCGCCUUUCGCCUUCAUUCCCGCCUAAUCGCUCACUAAGUCUCUCUUCCAAUCGGCCAUUCGCCCUUCCGAUAGCUUACCAAGCACCCUUCCAUCGCUCUCCCCGACGGAAUCUGUCACUUUACAAACGCCCGCCCUGGCCCGAACCGUUGAGUGACGUUCAUUCAGGGACUCGGCCAGUCUGUUUGCCUCCCAUAUAAGUGCUCACUCUUGCCACUUCAUUGACCUUUGUACUCCUUCACUUCAACAACACAUCUACACCUACACACGACCAUCCCUAUAACCACCCAUCUCAACUAUCUCCAUCGACAUAUACGAUACCGCCACCCUUCGAUAAGUCUCCCAACCCCUCAAGACCACACCGAUCGAUACCCCUACCUGCGAUGAGAUAGCGAAAACAGGCUGCCCGAUUCCGAGCACAACUAUAAUCACACACAUUCGAUGUCUCUCCCUCUCCCCCCCGAUCCCUACAAGGCCCUCGGCGUAGCCAAGGAUGCCGCCAUCUCAGAGGUCAAGAGCGCCUACAGGAAACUCGUGCUCAAGUGCCAUCCGGAUAAGGUGCAGGACCCGACCCUGAAGGCCCAGAAGCAGGAUGAGUUCCAGAAGGUACAACAGGCCUACGAGCUCCUCACCGAUGACACCAAGCGCACCGAAUACGAUGAGAAGAUGAGGAUGUUCGUUUUCCGGGAUACACUGAGGUCGCAGGCACCCAAGAGCAGUCCGCAGAGCGCGAGAUCGUCACCGCAAACCCAUAACCCCCCUGUGUUCGAUUACGAGGUCAGGACAGCGGAGCCGAGGUUGUCGAGGUUUAAGACUUCAAGGGCGCCAUCACCCGUCAGGGUGUAUGCGACCGCGAGGCCUGCAUCGUUUGAAGAUGACCUGCCACCGAGGAUGUACGACGUGGGAUCGGGACCCAGGUCCGCAAGGAAAGCGGCGAGUUACGAGGACCGGAAGGCGCCCUCAAGGGAAGACGAGAGGCACCAGAGACUCGGCGAGGAGCGUGAGCGCCAGCGCCGAGAGAAGGACCUCAACAAGAAGAACCUGAGCGCGUCGAAGAAGUCGCGCGACAAGGAGCGCAGGAAGGGCGUCGAGGAGAAGACGAGCAGCCGCCGCACACCCUUCAUCGUUGACGGGGACCACUCCGACGAAUUCCCGUCACCGCGCUCCGAGCGUCGCUCGGGCAAAAGGUCCGACGACAAGAUCCGCGUCACCAUGAAGGGCGGCGAGACCAACGAGUUUAUCGUCACCGAACGUACACGCAAACUCCAACAGACCAACGAGAGUGCCGCGCAGUACAUUCUGAAGUCGAAGUCAAAGGGGAAGAGCCCCGAGGCUGAGUUCCGUCCCCCAACCAUCCGGCGCUCGGAGACAUACCACUCUCCGCCGUACGCCACGCGUUACCCAGUUCCGCCCCCACAAACCUACAUCGAGGCCGACUCGGAGGACGAUUCCCGCCGCUCCUCUGCCCGCCCUCGCUCUCGCCGACCUUCUGACGCUCUCCCCCCACGCAUCCCCCUAGGAAACGAGCCCUACAUCAUCACCGCUGACCCCUCCUCCCGCAAACCUUCUCUCCAAUCUCAUUCCUCGGCGCCCCCUCUCGUUGCCGAACCACGCCGCAAGGAACCCCAGCGCGCCCAAACAAUACAAUCAGACUACACUCGCCGCUCGCCCGCUUUGGCCGUGCCCCCACCACCCCUCCCACGCGCCGCAACCUUCAACGGCGAGAAACCUCGACCCCAUCGCGCCCAAACCGAAUAUUACCCCCCCUCCUCCGACUCCUCCGACUCCGACUCUGACGGUCACGUCCGCUACGCCAGCCCCUCGCGGGCCCCACGCACCAGCCCCCCCAUCCAGACUGGCACCCAAAAGCGAUACGUCGUGGAAAAGUCUCGCGCAGUUCCUGUCGCCCGCUCCUCUCAUCGCAAGGUUCUCCGCGACGACUCCUUUGUAUCAGGACGCGACCGCAGCGAAAGCCCCCGCGGCACUCCCUCCCGCGUUCCUGACCGCCCACCCCUCACCCGCUCCAGCACAUCGUCUGCCCGAGCUAGCUCAUCCGCUCGCGGCAGCUCCCGCGCACCGACCUACUACGCACCCCCCACCGACGACGCGCCGCCGAGAUCAAAGCGUGACGUCCCGAGGGGUGUGCAGCAGCAGUCUAGCCCGGGCGGCGGAUCGUUCUUUGGCGAGGUCAAGUACGCGCCUGCGUUUCGCCCGGAGGAUGUCACUUAUGGCGAAUAUUAUCGCCCCGGACAGACCACGGAUUACUAUCCGCAGUCACGACGGGGAGAAGCUGCUGCUGCGUAUGCGUAGGAGCUGGCUUCUUUCCUGGGUCUUCUUCUGCCGAGUCGGGAUCUGAGGAUCAACGGUGGAGACGGACCUUCGAGUCCACAAAGUGAGAGACCGAGCAUUUGAUCUCUUUCGCACUUGUUUUUUUUCGAUUUCUUCGAUUCAAACCCAUGUAUAUCCAACAAAUAACGCAGUAACGGCCGAAACCUCUACUACCUUUUAUUACUAUGUAUUGUUUCGCCACUUGUUUUCCUUUUUAUUCAUUCUAGCAUUUUCACGACGAGCAACAGGCAGCAGCGGCGGCACAGCACGACGCAGCAUGGCGCAGCACACACACACACGCACUGGGAACGGACACGGGACAGGAGGGAUUGGACGGAGAGCCACAGCGUGGCAUUUUCUCUCGCUUUGUUUUUGCAUUGGAUGGACGGAUGGGAUGGGUGGGUAGGAAGGCGUUUGGAUUGGCUUGGGAUUGGGAUUGGACCAGAUCGGUACCCUUCCGUUUGAUGAACUUAUUAACGGCCGUUUUUUGCGUCGUAUUGAUGAGUUUUUUCGACUUUUUUUUUGUAGUUAACUCUUUUUUUGCUGUUUAGUGGUGGUGGAGGUGGAGGGGAGGAGAUAAGAAGUUGGUGGAGGAAGGAGACAGAGGUGGUUGGUGGCGGGGGUAGAGAGAGAAGUGAGUGGAUGUGGACUUGACUUGUCUAUUUAUCUCUCGAAAUUAAAUCCAUUCUGUAGUAAUUUUGGUCCUGAUUAAGUUUCGUGAGAACUCGUCCAUGUUCGAAAUAACCUUGGCUCUGUCUACUACCUCGCCACAUACACAGCAUCACGCAAUCUGUAGUCCCUCGCUCAUAUUAUACUCGAGGUUUAUGCUUAAUAUUUUAGAUGUCCCCCCCCC
Molecule: messenger RNA, 3503 nt
Organism: Pseudogymnoascus destructans
Lineage: Eukaryota; Fungi; Ascomycota; Leotiomycetes; Thelebolales; Thelebolaceae
Exons: 1
Coding region: 764-2632 (622 amino acids)
Cellular component (GO): endoplasmic reticulum
Molecular function (GO): misfolded protein binding; protein-folding chaperone binding
Source: RefSeq, a predicted model, not a curated record